This is a messenger RNA of Schizosaccharomyces japonicus yFS275, 1479 nucleotides long. RefSeq names its product alpha-amylase. The record is from RefSeq and is a predicted model, not a curated record. Bases 1 to 1479 code for a protein of 492 amino acids. Lineage: Eukaryota; Fungi; Ascomycota; Schizosaccharomycetes; Schizosaccharomycetales; Schizosaccharomycetaceae. Gene Ontology annotation, molecular function: alpha-amylase activity; calcium ion binding. The transcript has 3 exons. Gene Ontology annotation, biological process: carbohydrate metabolic process.
AUGAUUUUGGCCAUGUUUCGUCCAUUCCUAAGUUGCUUAGGCUAUACACCUAAAGCGCCCGAGAAAGCAAACGACUAUGGAGCAGCUAUUUGGCGGAAACAGAACAUCUAUCAGCUGCUGACCGAUCGUUUUGCGCGUAAUGAAGACGAUUAUGACCAUCCCGCAACUGGAAGACUUUACUUGGGAGGUACAUGGAGAGGCAUCAUCAGUAAACUUGACUAUUUGCAAUCCUUAGGCAUUACGGCUGUGUGGAUUAGUCCAAUUGUCAAGAAUAUUGAAGAAACAACUGGUUAUGGGCAGGCUUACCAUGGUUACUGGACCGAGGAUAUGACUGAGUUGAACAGUCAUUUUGGUACGGCUGAUGAUCUUCGCGCUUUAGUACAAGCAUUGCAUGAAAGAAAUAUGCUGUGCAUGAUUGACAUUGUUGUUAAUCACAUGGCCCACAGCGGUUCGGGACCCGUCAACUUUGCUCGCUACCGGCCUUUUCAUCGUGCUGAAGAUUACCACGAGAAACGCUUCAUUCGUGAUUAUGACAAUCUGAACGAUUGUCUUACCGGCUGGUUAGGCGAUAAUGUAGUGUGUCUUCCCGACAUCCGCACUGAGAAUCCACGCAUUUGUAGCAUUUUCCAAAACUGGAUUGCCUUUUUGCAUCGGGAAUACAACUUUGAUGGUAUUCGCGUCGACACGGCCAAACAUGUUCAAAAAACCUUUUAUCCGCCCUUUGUGCAUGCUGCGAAUGUCUUUGCUAUGGCUGAAGUGUUUCACGGAGAUCCGGCUUAUGUGGGUGUGUAUCAGCAUUACUUGCCUUCGGUUUUGAAUUAUCCACUGUACUACCAAUUACGCGAUACUUUUCUCGAUCGAAAGCAAAACAUGUCUGUCUUCUAUCAAAAAGCGGUCCUUGACAUCCAUCGCUCGUUUUACGAUGUUACGACUGCUGGCAACUUUGUCGAAAAUCAUGAUGUCCCUCGGUUUCUGCACACUUGCAGAGACUAUUCGCUCGCUGUAAACGCUCUUGUAGCAACCAUUUUUAUGGAUGGAUUUCCCAUUAUAUACCAGGGUCAGGAACAAAUGUACAAUGGCGGGGAUGAUCCGGAAAAUCGUGAUGCACUCUGGAAGUCCCGUUACGAUACAACGAACUCUAUGUUCCGUGUCAUUUCUUCGCUCCUGAAGUACAGACUUAAGCUUUGUGACAUAUAUUCAAACUUUACGACAGAGCCUACGCAGCCGUUACUGGUGAAUGACCAGCUGUAUGCUUUCACGCGACCUGGCGUAUAUGUGAUUCUAACUAAUAUGGGUUCUACUUUCAACUCUCGCAUACAAAUUCCUUUACGAACAACAUGUGAAAAUAAACCUCUGGUGGAUGCUUUCGAUGAGAAGCCGCCUGCUGGCCUAGAGUCGCGCAUUGCUUCAUCCACCCUACAUACAAGCAUCCAAUUUGGAUUUCCAAAAGUUCUUAUUGAUCCCUCCAUUCUUUAUUAG